This is a messenger RNA of Diaporthe batatas, 958 nucleotides long. RefSeq lists its product as uncharacterized. Bases 125 to 931 code for a protein of 268 amino acids. Gene Ontology annotation, molecular function: oxidoreductase activity. The record is from RefSeq and is a predicted model, not a curated record. Lineage: Eukaryota; Fungi; Ascomycota; Sordariomycetes; Diaporthales; Diaporthaceae. The transcript has 3 exons.
GGGACCGCCAACUGAGGACAACACACUUCAAGUUGUUCCCCCCUCCACUGACCUGAAUUCCUUGAUACGAGAGCCACUGCUGUCCAGACCAACCAAACUUAAUUUCCCCGGCCUAAAUAUCACCAUGGAUGUAAACAGCUUAUUCGACGUCAAGGGCAAGGUCGUCCUGGUGACGGGAGGAGCCAAGGGCAUCGGGCGGAUGAUAUCAGAGGGCUUCGUGACCAACGGGGCAAAGGUGUACAUCUCGUCGCGGGACGGCAAGGCGUGCGAGCAGGCCGCCCAGGAGCUCACGGCGCUGGGCAAACCAAAAGGCGGCACAGCCCACGCCCUCCCAGCAGACCUCCAAUCCCUAGAAGCGACCAAAUCCCUCGCGGCACAGCUAACAGCCCUCGAGCCAUCAGGCCUCGACAUCCUAAUCAACAACUCAGGCGCCGCAUGGGGCGAGCCGCUAGAGACCCACCCGGACGCGGCAUGGACGAAGCUGCUGACCCUCAACCUCCAGCGCGUCUUCACCCUCACCCAGCUCCUCCUGCCCCUCCUCCAGAAGAAGGGCUCCCUGCCGGCCUCCUCCCCCUCGAGGGUCGUCAACAUCGGCUCCAUCGACGCCCUCCGCGUCCCGACCAUGGAGAACUACGCCUACUCCGCCUCGAAAGCAGGGCUGCACCACCUCACCCGCACCCUGGCCGCGGCCCUCGGGCCCCGCGGCGUCACGGUCAACACCCUCGCGUGCGGGCCCUUCCCGUCCAAGAUGAUGCGCGCCGUGCUGGAUGACGCGGGCGACGCCAUCGCCGAGGCGAACCCGCUGGGGCGUAUCGGGACGCCGCCCGACGCCGCUGGGGCGUGUCUUUUCUUGUGUGGGAGGGCUGGGGCGUUUGUGAAUGGGGCUACCCUUGCGCUUGAUGGUGGGGUGAGUUUGUUGGCCAGGCUGUGAGGGCGGGAUGUGUUGGGGAGAGGUGGG